AUGAGCACACUCAACCCAAUCAACCCGAAGCCAUUCCUGGCAUCGCUCUCUGGCAAGCCGAUCAUCGUCAAGCUCAAGUGGGGCCAAGAGUACCAUGGCACUCUGCUCGCGAGCGACGGCUACAUGAACUUGCAGCUUGGCAACACGAUCGAGCACGUUGAUGGCGAAGAAACACACCGACUUGGCGAGGUUUUGAUCCGAUGCAACAAUGUUCUCUAUGUCAAGGCUGGCGAGGAGCAAGCAGCCAUGCAGAGUUAACUCUUGUCUGGAGUGUUCCCUCCCCCCGUUUUUGUUUUGUUUGUUUGAAUUGUCUGAUGAAAACAAGAAAAAAAAUUCCCCG
This is a messenger RNA of Capsaspora owczarzaki ATCC 30864, 340 nucleotides long. RefSeq lists its product as hypothetical. The coding region runs from base 1 to 258 and encodes 85 amino acids. Gene Ontology annotation, cellular component: catalytic step 2 spliceosome; U1 snRNP. The record is from RefSeq and is a predicted model, not a curated record. Gene Ontology annotation, molecular function: RNA binding. NCBI's taxonomy places the organism in Eukaryota, Filasterea, Ministeriida, Capsasporidae. Gene Ontology annotation, biological process: spliceosomal snRNP assembly; mRNA splicing, via spliceosome. The transcript has 4 exons.